AUGGCUAAAUGUACCAAGAAGGUAGGAAUUGUUGGUAAACAGGGAACAUACUUAUAUAGCAUAUCCCUCAGAAAAAUGGUGAAGAAAAUUGAAGUUGGCCAGCAUGCCAAAUAUACCUGCUCCUUCUGUGGCAAGACCAAAAUGAAGAGACAAGCUGUGGAUAUCUGGUAUUAUGGAUCUUGUAUGAAACUAGUACCUGGUGAUGAUGCAUGGACCUCCAAUGCCAACUCUGUAGUCACAGUCAAUUCUGCCAUCAGAAGACUGAAAGAAUUGAAAGAUUAG
Messenger RNA from Gracilinanus agilis (Agile Gracile Mouse Opossum), 282 nucleotides. Its product is annotated as 60S ribosomal protein L37a-like. Gene Ontology annotation, cellular component: ribosome. The record is from RefSeq and is a predicted model, not a curated record. Lineage: Eukaryota; Metazoa; Chordata; Mammalia; Didelphimorphia; Didelphidae. The transcript has a single exon. Bases 1 to 282 code for a protein of 93 amino acids. Gene Ontology annotation, biological process: translation. Gene Ontology annotation, molecular function: structural constituent of ribosome.